Molecule: messenger RNA, 1010 nt
Organism: Choloepus didactylus (southern two-toed sloth)
Lineage: Eukaryota; Metazoa; Chordata; Mammalia; Pilosa; Megalonychidae
Product: olfactory receptor 10C1
Exons: 1
Coding region: 15-1010 (331 amino acids)
Biological process (GO): G protein-coupled receptor signaling pathway
Cellular component (GO): membrane
Molecular function (GO): G protein-coupled receptor activity; olfactory receptor activity
Source: RefSeq, a predicted model, not a curated record
UUCACAAUUCUAUAAUGCCAUCUUUUCCUUUCCAUUUCUUUUGUCCUCCAGUCCAGAGGCUUGUGAGCAGGAUGAAUGCAAACAUCUCCAUGGUGACUGAAUUCAUCCUUGUAGGCUUCUCCCACCUGGCUGACUUCCAGGGCUUGCUCUUCUCUCUCUUUCUCACCAUCUACCUUCUCACUGUGGUAGGCAACCUCCUCAUCAUGAUGCUGGUCUCAGCCGAUGCUGCCCUCCAAUCUCCCAUGUACUUCUUCCUUCGAAUCCUCUCAGCCCUGGAGAUUGGCUACACCUCCGUCACCAUCCCCUUGCUCCUUCACCACCUCCUCACGGGUCGGCGCCACAUACCCCGCUCUGGCUGUGCCCUCCAGAUGUUCUUCUUUCUCUUUUUUGGUGCCACCGAGUGUUGCCUCCUGGCAGCCAUGGCCUAUGACCGCUACGCAGCCAUCUGCAAACCCCUCCGCUACCCACUGCUGCUGAGCCGACGGGUAUGUCUACAGCUAGCAGGGUCAGCGUGGGCCUGUGGAGCAAUGGUGGGGCUGGGACACACCUCCUUCAUCUUCUCCUUGCCCUUCUGUGGCCCCAAUGCCAUCCCACACUUCUUUUGUGAGAUUCAGCCAGUCCUUCAGCUUGUGUGUGGAGACACCUCACUCAAUGAAUUACAGAUAAUCCUGGCUGCUGCCCUCAUCAUCCUCUGUCCCUUUGGCCUUAUUCUGGGCUCCUAUGGGCAUAUCCUAGCUACUAUCUUCCAGAUCCAAUCUGUUGCUGGCCGCAGCAAGGCCUUCUCCACCUGCUCCUCCCACCUGAUUGUGGUCUCCCUCUUCUAUGGCACAGCCAUCUUUAUCUACAUCCGCCCUAAGGCCAGCUAUGAUCCAGCCACCGACCCUCUGCUGUCCCUCUUCUAUGCAGUGGUCACCCCCAUCCUCAACCCCAUCAUCUACAGCCUGCGAAAUGCUGAUGUCAAGACUGCCCUGAAGAGGACCAUCCAGAAAAUGGGGCCUGCAGAAAUGUGA